GAGAUUUUUGCAUAGUAAAUGUAAAACAAAACACCUCUUCCCUGGGACAUUGCAAACCAUACCGUUUCAACAUAACAAACAAUGUGGGGAAAUAUGAAGUAAGAAUGAAUGAGACGGUUAAAAACAUAACAAUGUGGUUUCUCCCAAAAGGAUCUCAAUGUCUUCCAUCAGAAGUCCUGCAUUCAACAGGAUCCACAUCAAAUCAUAUUGGGACUUGCCAGACACAGCAAUCUACUACCACCAUUACUAACAACCCUAGCAACUGCACUAGCACAUCCAUCACCACCACCUGCAAUGCCAUUAAUCCAGAUACGUGUUGUUUGAAAAUCCCUCCUGUUGAUCCUGAAGAGAAAUGUAAAAACGCUACAUAUGGACAUGACGCAUGCAGUGGGAACGAAGAAAGCAAAUACAUUCUGCAUUUAAAUGGGGGUGAAUGGAUGUGUGUGACCUGCAUUGAUCGAAGAUCGACAACUCCCGAGCCAACUACCAGUUCAACAUCACAUACGACAACUAACAAUCCAACUACCAGUUCAACAUCGCAAACGACAACUAACAAUCCAACUACCAGUUCAACAUCGCAAACGACAACUAACAAUCCAACUACCAGUUCAACAUCACAUACGACAACUAACAAUCCAACUACCAGUUUCAUGCCAGAUAGGACAACUCCCGAGCCAACUGUCCCACCAGCUGAGAUAACUUUCAGUCUAACAGAUGGGCAGAACGAAACAGAUGACCAACCACAGACAAACACAGAUAAAGUUGAACCCCAAAAGGCAGCAGAAAACUUGGAAAAAGUAGAGUCACUGGUGGAGCUGAUGGAAAAAAGCAAUAAAAGCAAUGCGGCGAUUGUCAUGGGGGAUGUUAUUGGUGUUCUCCAAAGACAACCCAAGAACACAGAAACCAAAGACAUCAACAUAUGCUACUCUUCAAGCCAGAACAUGAUAAACGUUGUUGAGAGCAACCAGGCAGGUUAUCCCUGGUCUGUAAAGAUUCCCAGUGAAGCCUUUGAUAAAUCACGUCCAGAAAACAAUGGAAGUGCAUUUGUUGGAGUUUUACGAUUCAUAAACAUGGGAAAUAAGGAUGAAACUGAAACUCACACUGUUUUGAACAAUGAGAGUUAUGGAAUAACGAUGGGUGCCAACAUCUCCAACCUUACCGACAAUAUUGACAUGAUCAUUAAAAAGAAAGAUAAUGUUGGAAAUGUGUCCUGCGUUUCUUGGGAUGGCAAAGGAAAGCUUAAUUGGACAACGUUCGGCUGUGAGACAAAAAUCAACAACAACACCAUAAAGUGCUCCUGCUCUCAUCUGACGUUCUUUGCAGUGCUGAUGUCUCUGCCAGAUAAAACUGAAACAGCGCCGCAUCUGGAAUCACUGACUUUAAUCUCUUCUAUCGGCUGCGGCAUCUCCAUGUUUUUUAUGGCCAUCGCUUUAUUCAUGCAUUUCCUGCUACGGAAAGCCAAAUCAAAUCAGGCCACGAAGAUCUUGAUGAACAUGUUUGUGGCUUUGUGUCUACUGAAUGCCUCGUUUUUGUCAAACGAGAGCGUCGCUAACACACAAGACAACGCUGCGUGCGUCUUCAUAGCGCUGCUCCUGCAUUACUCCAUGCUGGCCUCAUUCACCUGGUUCUUCAUUCAAGCUCUUCAUAUGUACUUAUGGCUCAUCAGACAGAACGUCACCAUCACAAACUACAUGAGGAAGAUCACCGUGUUGGGCUGGGUGUGUGCCGCUCCGAUAGUCGUAGCUAUUGCUUCUGUAGGAGGAUAUGAAGCAGUGAGCCUAAACACUACGUCUGGAAAAAUUGCACGAAUGUGCUGGACUACAAAUCCUUACAUUCACUACAUAGUGAACAUCGGCUACUAUGCUUUAGUUUUCGUCUUCACGACAGGAGUCUUCAUCAUGAUCGUCACUAAGGUCGUUCAGGCCAGAAACAUAAAAGCAGUUGACGGCAAGAGAAAGAUGUUCAGAAAGCAGCUGAUGAUGGUGUUGAGUUUGUUCCUGCUCUUCGGUCUGACGUGGUCUGUGGCGUUCUUCAGUUAUGGACCGAUGCUCAUUCCCUCAUAUUAUAUAUUCACUGUGUUGAACUCAUUACAGGGGUUCUUCCUCUUCCUGUAUUACUACCAUAUUCACAAUGACGUCGCGGGUCAUUUCUCAGAUGAUCCAGAAAGCACCGACUCCGCUACAACCAUCGCUCAAUCCAGCAUUACUGCUGUGGAAAAUAUUUAUAACUAGCAUAAUUAGGAUAGAAGGUCUUCUAUGUCUCAGACUUUCUUACACUGAUUUCUUAAACUGAUCUGUACAUGUGUUGUUUGAGGGGAAACUGUGUAUUCUCACCAAAAUCAAGCUCAAAAACAACACAAAGACAAAAGUCACUUAUGAACAAGAAAGAACUGUUUAAAAUGAUGCAUGCACAUAAUAACCUUAAAAAGAAUCAAUUUUAGUGAUAAAACUCAAAAUGAUUGACUAACA
This is a messenger RNA of Sinocyclocheilus rhinocerous, 2468 nucleotides long. RefSeq names its product adhesion G-protein coupled receptor G2-like. Bases 105 to 2231 code for a protein of 708 amino acids. NCBI's taxonomy places the organism in Eukaryota, Metazoa, Chordata, Actinopteri, Cypriniformes, Cyprinidae. The transcript has 15 exons. Gene Ontology annotation, molecular function: G protein-coupled receptor activity. Gene Ontology annotation, cellular component: plasma membrane. Gene Ontology annotation, biological process: adenylate cyclase-activating G protein-coupled receptor signaling pathway; cell surface receptor signaling pathway. The record is from RefSeq and is a predicted model, not a curated record.